This is a messenger RNA of Cylicostephanus goldi, 368 nucleotides long. The record is from the annotation of a GenBank genome assembly. NCBI's taxonomy places the organism in Eukaryota, Metazoa, Nematoda, Chromadorea, Rhabditida, Strongylidae.
AUGCAUCGCGCAGAUGCUACAUUCGAUGAAGCUGGUUAUCUGGAUCCCGAGUUUGAAAUUAAUCCGUCUGCAAGAGCUGAGGAUCUGCUUGGAGAGGACAUACGAGGUAUUUCUGCAGUACCGCAUGGUAACGCUCCAUCAGUACUGCCAUCCACCGCUGGUAACCCAACUUCACUUGAGAUGUGGAAGUACGAAGAGGACAACGAUUAUUUUUUAAAGAAACGCCGAUUACUGGAUGCAAAACGGAAGCUCAAAGAGCGAAAACGCUAUUUAAAAGAAAUGAAAAUCAAGUAUUGGGAGCAGAAAAUGAAGAACGAGUUACACUGCAUAAAUUUGAGUUCUCAAAGGUGGGUCCGUAUCAACUGAUA